Molecule: messenger RNA, 7174 nt
Organism: Aedes albopictus (Asian tiger mosquito)
Lineage: Eukaryota; Metazoa; Arthropoda; Insecta; Diptera; Culicidae
Gene: Ythdf
Product: YTH domain-containing family protein 3
Exons: 8
Coding region: 949-3555 (868 amino acids)
Biological process (GO): mRNA destabilization
Cellular component (GO): cytoplasm
Molecular function (GO): mRNA binding; N6-methyladenosine-containing RNA reader activity
Source: RefSeq, a predicted model, not a curated record
CGUGCUCUAGCAGCUUGAUCGAGUGGACGACGGAAGUUUUUGUUCGCGGUGUGGAAAAAACUUUUUGGUGGAAAAUUGGGGACACUUUCGCUGAAUUUGGACGCCUUUUUUCCGGACUGUUUCGCUUUGGUUUGUGUGUGACGCUUCGGCGGUCGAAAUUUUCCGAGUUUUGUCGGUGAAAAACGGUGUUUUGUUGCCCGGAAUUUACCCUGUCCUGGCUGAGAAGAGUGGUGCCCGAGAAAAAAAAUUGCUUUCUUGAGGAACGGGAAAGUGUGAAUAGUGCUUUUUGCGGUGGCGGACGCUCUCUUUGUCGCCCGUUCGGAUUCAGUGUGUGUAGGUUUUUUUUUGGUGAAUUCUGGUUUGUACAGUGAAAAGAUCCCCCACCGGAAGAAGUCCAGCUAGUAGUCGGCUGGUUGGUGCAGUUUGGCCUUUGCGGCUGUUCGAUUUCUGGUGACUGGUUCAGUUUUGAUUUCUUUUUCGUAUUGCUGGAAAGUUCGGAUUCGAAGUGGGAAAAAUUCCGCUGAGGACGAAGACGGGAAUAACACAAGCGAAGAAGAAAGAGGAAAAAGUGCACGUCGAGACGUCUCUUCUCUGGCUCGGUCCGGAAGAAUAACAACAACAUCAAGAGUCGGUGUUUGCGUGUGUGACAGAAGAAAAAGCAAAAAGCGCCCCCUUCGAGUGUUGAAGAAGUGCGAUCCCCAACCCAAGCAACCAGAAAUUAUCCGUCGAGUGUAUCGCGAGUAAAUUGAUUAUUGUUUCAGUGUUGUGUUUUGGGUUUUUGUUCGACUUGGAACACCCAAGAGCGUAGAGACGACGGAGAGGACCCAGUUGAAUCCUCUUGGAGGACUACUAGCGGAGUGACUAUACUCUUUUGCGUAACGACGAACAAGGACUCUGAUUUUGUUUUCUGUUGACACCCAGGAGCCGGAACGAGAAGCAAAUCCACCAAUGUCAACCGUGUCAGAUCAGCGGAUGAAAGGACAAGGAAAUCACGGUUAUGGUUAUGGCUCGCAGCAGACGACAUCGGGUGCACAGUUCCAAUAUCCUCCGUUCAGCGGUGUAGGCGAAACGACUACGGCGGCCUGGUCGAAUGGGACUGAAAGUAUCGCUAUAAUAGGUGGAAAUGAUUACAAUAACUCAUGGGGAACGCAACAAGUGAGCCACGGUCACGCUGGUGCUGGUGCCGGAGGACAAUCGCAAAGAAAGUCGUACGAUGAUUACUACCACCGGAAUCAGGGAGCUUACCACGAUGGAAUUAAGAAUGUUGAGUCAUCAAUGCAGGGACUCGGCCUCGGCUCGAUGCGCCACAACAGAGACGGCAACCAUCACUCCUCGCACGGCAACAGUUCACUAUCCAAGUCAGACCAACAUCACCAGCAGCAGAAGGAAGCUCCCAAAAAGAUGACCUGGGCGUCGAUUGCAUCCCAACCGGCAAAACCGCAAGUGAACACCACGAGUACCACGGUGAAGAAGAAGGGCCCCGGUAUGCCCCCACCACCGAUGGUUCCCGGCAAGCACAAUAUGGAUAUCGGCACCUGGGACUCGCCGUCCAAGAACGGACCUAAUGCGAUGGUCCCGACGCCGACUCCGCCUCCGAUUGUACCUCCGCCGGUAAUCGAACCAUCGCCGCUCGCUGAACCACCGGCCGGUGGCAAGGGUGGCCCCAACAAUGCCUCUACAAUGGGCGGAGGUGGCCACGACGGCGGCAGCGGAAGACACCAUCCGCAUCAUCAGCAACAGUAUCAACAGCAGCAACAACAGAACAUGGGACCACCACCAGGAGUUCAGAACUCACGUUGGCCGACGCCCGGCCAAGCUCAGAAUCCACCUCCCCAGCAGCAACCGCAGAACCAGUCCGGCGGAGCUAUGAUGCCUCAGCAGCACCAUGGCCAGCGACCAGAUCAUCGCCAGUAUCAUCAAGAUAGACCGCAGCAUAACAACCGCGGUAACUAUUCCGGACCGCCCCCAUCCAUGAACCAACAGGGCGGCGGCCAAGGCUACCAUCAGCCACCUCCGUACCAUCAUCAGCCCCCAGCAAUGCAGCAUCACCAUUCGCGACAGAAUCAAAAUCAUCAUGAACCACCACCUGCUCAUCAGCAUCAACAUCAGCAGUCGAACGAACGUGGUAGCUAUCAGCAACCACCACCUCCACAGCAUCGCAUGCCACAAGAAGACAACAGAAGAGGCCCAAGCAACGGCCCCGCCAGUUAUAAUCAAGAUAGCCAGACAUCUCAACCACCAGCAUCAGUGGCACCACCCCAACAACAACAGCAGCAACCGCCACAGCAGCAGCCACAACAACAACCACAGCCACCAGUACAGCAGCCUCCGGCACAAGUUGUACAACAACCGCAACAGCAGCCAUUGCCGCCACUAUCUCCAACGCCAAGUGCCGGCGAAACGGCCACGGCCACUUCACCGACGGCAAUCCUCACUCAGUUGCCGAACAAGAACUACAAUCCGACCAAUCUGGAUAUGCUGGAUACGGCGCACCUAGCUAGGUUCUUCGUUAUCAAAUCCUACUCGGAGGAUGACAUCCACCGAAGCAUCAAGUACGAGAUCUGGUGCUCGACCGAACACGGCAACCAGCGGUUGGAUCAGGCGUAUCGCGAACGCGAAGAGAAAGGUGGUAUGGUGUAUCUGUUCUUCUCGGUGAACGGAUCGGGCCACUUCUGCGGUAUCGCGCAGAUGAUGACGGCCGUCGAUUACAACUCCGUUUCGAACGUGUGGUCCCAGGACAAGUGGAAGGGCACUUUCAAGGUGCGUUGGAUCUACGUGAAGGAUGUGCCGAAUGCACAACUUCGGCAGGUACGGCUGGAGAAUAACGAAAACAAACCCAUCACAAACUCGCGCGACACCCAGGAGGUGCCCAACGCGAAGGGAAUCCAGGCGCUGAAGAUCAUCCACACCUUCAAGCACACCAUGUCGAUAUUCGAUGACUUCAUUCACUACGAGCAACGCCAGCUGGAGGAGAACACUAAGAAGCAUGACCCGCAGCCGUCUUACAGGCCGCAACAGUAUGGCGGGGGUUACGAUGCUCCCAGCAAGUACCACAACAACUACAACAAGUAUAACGAUCGGGAUGGUGGCGGCGGCGAUAGCUACGGUCGGGGAGGAUACGGUAGAGACUACCAAAGCGGCUACAACAAGGGCUAUGGUGGAUACAACCGUAAUCAGUACAAUCAGGACGGAGGCCGAAGUGGCGGCUAUCAAAGCUACGAUAGGCGAAACAAUAACCCUAGCGGGAAUGGUAGCAACAGUGGUGAUGACCGCGACGGUGGCAGUAACUACUCGCGGGAUGGUCAUGAUGGUGGUGGCUACCAGCGAAGCUAUAACCGUCCGAAUCGUGACUAUUACGACAACCGUGGCCGGAGCGACUAUCGCGAUCGGGACAGCGGUGGAUUCAGGUCACGCGACGGUAUGGAUCGUGGUGGCAGUCGAAUGGAUGCCGAUGGUGGCUCCCGGGAUGGAGGAGUGGACAACAAUGGCGCAGGCGGCGGUGGUGGUGGUGGCUAUCGAGGCGAUUCGAGGGACCACUACCGGGUUGGUAACUAAGGUGUCGAGCAAGGGACCGCAAUGACCAACAGCUGCAGCAGAAAAGCGGUCGCGGGAUUCGGAGUGGCGCUCUCCCACUGCAACAACGGCAACAGCAGGCAGGUCCCGUUUUCCAUCACAGCAGAGAGGUGCUUCUAAUCGCUCAAGUUAACAACCAGCGAGCAAAUGAUAAUGAAGAUGUUGCAUAUGACACACACUGAGACACUAAACAAACACACACACAUACAUUUUUAAAAACUUGAUUGAUUUAUACUAUGUAAUAGAUAGCGACAGACACGAACAUAUACAGAGACACGUAAUAUGGAGAGAAUAAAGUAAGCUAAAUACAACACAUAAAUAUCUAAGAUGAAAAGUUAAGUGCGAGAACGGAAGAUUUAAGGAUAGGAAGAGAAAAAGCUGAACACUAAUAUAUAUCGAUGCUAACAAAGGGAAAAAACAAAUAUUUAAUAAACGUUAAGAAACAAUUGCUCUUAAUACACAAGAAAAGCACGACAAGAAAUUAGUACGACUUGUUGAAUAAUUACGCAGAAUCAGAAAAUAUGGUAUAAUCCCCCUUAAAAAUAAAACAACACAAACAAAAACGGUAAUCAAAGAAAUGAUGACAUAACAUUUUUUUAUUGCCGCAAUAAUACAAGCGUGACUUAGUUUGAAAAUGUUAACACGAACGUUAUAAUAUUCCUAUUGAAAUGCUUUACUUUUCUACUUUCAAGAGUAAUCACCGAACAAGGUAAGAAAACAUUCAACAAAGUGCUGCCGUUAGUUACAACAACACGAAUAACAAACACAGAUCCACAGUGAUUAAAACAAUGAAUCUUGAAGAGUAUGAUGAAACAGAAGUUGUUAAAGCACAGUUUUUGUUUUCGAUUUUCCCUAAUUUUUACAAUGCGUAUUUCUCCGUAAGACUGGCCGAUCCUAGUCCUGGAAACAGGGACGACCGGGGCAGAGGGUUUUCGACUCCUUUUUUAUAGGUUAAAUGGCUGCAGAUGAUGUUCCCGAUUUUGCCGCUUAUCCCAAUUGUAUCUCCGCUGCUGGACGGUGGUGAUGAUGAUGAUGAUGAUGAUGAAAAGAGACUAAGACCUAUGUUAGUGCUUUCGAAAGUGAAUUUAACGAGAUACUCAACGAGCUCUGAGGCCAUUGCGUGCCCACAGAAGACUGCCGAAGAAGGACUAAACCGGAAUGUGUGUAAAAGUUUCAAAGAAUCGCAAACAAAUGAUGGAUGCACCGUUAACGUCGACUGAACGAAGAAAAACUACCCUUGAAUCGUUAUAAAAAAAUGAUAAAUCUACAGAAAGACACGUGAACAAAUUGCCAAGUAUUAAGUGUAGUUCAAGCAAAGACUUUCCAUUUCUUUUGUAAAGAAGCGAAUUUGUUUUGUUGAUAUUUUAAUUUUCUUAAAAACAUAACUUAGUGUUUGCCCGACUUUUAAGCAAAACGAACAAAAAGUAUUCCUCAAACAGUUGAAAAAUUCAUCGUAAUUGCAAGGUAUAGUCAAACGACAGUUUAGUUCAUUUUUUCUGAACAAGCUGGCUCGUGUAGAGAAUAAAUAAACAAGGGAACCCCGGUUUCCCGUUGAAGCGAAAUGUGCGUGCAACAAAAAUGGACACUUAAUAGAAUUCCGUCAAGCGAUCCAAAAAACAGUUUAAUGGACAAGUUUUCUACGAAACGAAAAAAAUGGACACUUUUUAACAAGUGGAAACCUAUUUGUGAUACACAUGUUGAUUACUAGUUUACUGUGCGAGUGUUAGAGCGUGAGAAAUCCGAAAUAUCGAAAGUGCGAGUACACGUGGCGAAAACAGGUGGAUAGCAGAAGAUGAAGAAGAAGACGAAGACAUACGAGAAAACUCAGUGCCCCAUCAUCGAUCCGAGUCUGCGGCCAUCAGCGGGGAACUUGGAGCCUGUAUGUGAAUGGAUGCCAGCGCAGGUGACGUACAUGAUGGUGUUUUAUGUUUCAUUUUUUUUUCUCUAGUUUUUUUCCUCGAUAACGAAAAAAGUCAAGAGUAAGCAAAAAUUGUGCUAUGAAUUCUCAAAUAUCCUACAACUUAAUGAUAUAACUAACGAAAACAAACUUAAAUUAAACUUUGCGCACCUUGGGUCUGUUCCUGGACAUUUUGAAUAUUCAAACAGUUGUUAUCCUUUCAUUUAUUUAUUUUUGCUUGAAUUUAACAUUUUCAUCAUUAUUUGUGUUUACAUUUAUCUCCAUUUAAUGAACAUGGUCGUCUUGGAUGAUGAUGAUCUUUUGAUAUUUCGAAUUUAAAAUAACUAAAACUACAAAAACUCUAAGCAAAUGAUAUUGCCAUUGAAAAACUGCAAUUUCUUGUUUGUCAAAAUAUGAUUCAGCAGUUUGAAUACACAAAAUUUCCAGUUCUGGAUUUCGAGUGCGCAUAAUUUCAACUAAAAUUGACAUUUAACCAAGGAAAUCACUGUUCAAAUGCAUCGGUUCAAAGCUGUUUUAGGAAAAACAUUUCUAAUGUUUUUUUUUCUCGCAUAUAAUAUUAAGAUUAACGGAAACAUUAUGGAAUGCGUAGUAUAAAAAGUGAGACUCUAAGUUCAAAAUAACUUAAAACAAAAAACAACCCUACAAAUGCAUCUAAAAAAUAAACUGUGUCUAGAGCAGUGUGAACAAAACUUACGGUAACAAAUUGAGAACACGCAAGAUUUAGAUCUUAAUCUAGCAAAAAUGAAACAAAACAAAAAUCAUUAUUCGUGCAACAAAAAAAAAAAUAGAUACAAAAUGCAUCAACAUUAACUAUCAAUGUUAGACAUAACGAGUUUAGGGAAUCAAAUAGAAACUGAUAAAUCAAAUAUUGCUGAAAAAAUAAUGUUUUUUAGUGAAGAAAAGAAGCAACACCACACAAACACACCUACACAAAUCUUAAUUAUUACAUAGCAUAAAAGGAUUUGUUCCACUAUCAUCAAUGCAUUGAUCAUUUUUGAUAAAACAUAAAUAAAACAAUUCAUUUACUUUACCGUUCAAUUCCCUUCGAUAACGAACGAUUCUCUUUUAUCGUUUCUAUUGAUGAUGAUAAAGAUAAAAUCAAAUUUUCUAGCUCUAGAACUGAUAACAAAGUAAUAAGUCUGCCCCCGAAAAGGAACUAUACGGUAAUGAAUUUGCGCCCCCGGUGGCUCAGCUCUAAUUAAGCAUAGAUCCAAAAAUGAUAAAAAAACGAAGAUGACUAAGCUAGGAUUUGUUGCGAAGCGUGGGAAAAGAUUCGAAUGAAAGAAAAGUAAAAGUUUAUCACACAAUGUUUGAUCCUUAUUAUUAUUAUCGUUUUCAAGUAAUAUUAACUACACGUGAUGAUUGAAACAAACAAAUAAAACUGAUGACAUGAAGCAAGAAAGCAAAACGAAACUGCAAAGUACGAGAGAUGAUUGACAAUUAUAAAAAAAAAAAACAAUGAAAAGUAAUGAAAGUUAUGCUAAUCGAUUGCAAAGAUUUGUAGACAGAAUGGGAAAGCUGAACCUAAACUAAGAUGAGCAAGACGUGUUGAUUGCUGAGAAAAAAAAAAGGAUGUGUACAUAGGGUAAGAAACAUAAUUAAACAUGAAGAAAACGACGAAAAUCUAAUGAUGAAAGAGUUGAAGCAAACAAAAAAAACUAAUAAAAGGCAUAUUGAUUAUAA